Molecule: messenger RNA, 3022 nt
Organism: Cottoperca gobio
Lineage: Eukaryota; Metazoa; Chordata; Actinopteri; Perciformes; Bovichtidae
Gene: smpdl3a
Product: sphingomyelin phosphodiesterase acid like 3A
Exons: 8
Coding region: 152-1474 (440 amino acids)
Biological process (GO): sphingomyelin catabolic process
Molecular function (GO): sphingomyelin phosphodiesterase activity
Source: RefSeq, a predicted model, not a curated record
GUUCCUCCCCCUGAGCUCCAGAACACAGGUCACAUGACCACUUUACUUCCUGUUUAUUUCAGAGGAGAAUGACCUGCCAUGGUUAUCUACUUUCGUUUAUAUAUUAUAGACUAUGUGAGAAACUAUACUGUCGGUUUUUAACUCGAUAAACAUGGAACUACUUUGGUGUUUCGUCCUGCUGCUGUGCGUCGCGGCUCUUCUUGCGGCGGCGCCCACUGAGAGCAGCUACCUGCCGGGCACAGGCAGGUUCUGGCACAUCACUGACCUCCACCUGGACCCCACCUACCACCUGACCCAAGACCCCACCAAGGUUUGCUUCUCCUCCAAAGGAGUCCCCGUCGCCAACCCCGGCCUGUACGGAGACUUCCUGUGUGACUCUCCCUACCGCCUCAUCCAGUCAGCCUUCGCUCACAUGGCUCCGCUCACACAGCCACAGGACUUCAUCAUAUGGACCGGCGACAGUCCACCUCAUGUCCCUGCAGACGAGCUCUCUACAGACUUAGUGAUCCAGGUGAUCAGUAAUAUGACCCGGACCAUCAGACAAUACUUCCCCAACCUGACCGUCUAUCCUGCGCUGGGAAACCACGACUACUGGCCUCAGGAUCAGAUGCCGACGUCCACUAACGCCGUCUACAGAGCUGCAGCUCAGCUGUGGAAGCUCUGGCUGCAGCCUGACGCUCUGCUCACUCUCUCACAAGGUGGUUUUUACUCGCAGCUGGUGAAGCCUGGCCUGCGUGUUCUUAGUCUCAACACCAUCCUUUACUACGGUCCUGAUAAAGUCACAAAAAACUUGACGGACCCUGCUGGACAGUUCGAGUGGCUGCAGAGAACCCUGGAGAAAUCUGCUCAGAGCCUGGAGAAGGUGUACAUCAUCGCUCACGUACCGGUGGGCUUCCUGCCCUUCGUCAGAAACACCACGGCUGUGAGAAGGAGCCACAACGAGCGGCUGGUCGCCAUCUUCAGGGAGUACAGUCACGUCAUUGCUGGACAUUUCUACGGCCACACACACCGGGACAGCGUCAUGGUGCUGCUGGACCAACGAGGUAAACCAGUGAAUUCUCUCUUUGUGUCACCGGCUGUCACGCCAAUCAAAUCUGUGUUCGAGCCUUACUCCAACAACCCGGCUUUCCGCGUGUACUUGUACAACCCCGAGGACUACGCUGUGCUGGAUAUCUGGCAGUACUAUUUGAAUCUGACGGAAGCCAACGAGAAACAAAGAUCUGACUGGAAGCUUGAAUACAUCAUGACUGAGGCUUUUGGACUGAGUGACCUGCGGCCACAGAGCCUCCUCCAGCUGGGCCUGAGCUUCAGGCUGCCGCAGACCGAAGCCUUCCACGUGUACUUCAGCCACUUCAUGGUCGACUACGACAGCAGCGUCGUCUGCGAGGGAAACUGUAAGCUCAGCCAGGUGUGUGCCGUGCUCUACCUGGACCAGCUGUCCUACUCCAGAUGUGUCUCACAGGGACUGUGGUAGCAGGGAAGUCGGUCAUUUGUUUUUGUUCCUUUUUUCUCCAAGAUGGUUCCUCAUGAGGUGAUUGUGCAUCUAACAUGUUACUUUCUGCUAUCGGAGGUCGUCCACGUGCAGUCCAGGCUAUAAAAUGCACAUUUCAAAGUGAAUGAGGAGUUUAAUUUAGAGCAAAAUACACGGGGGGGGGGGGUACUUUCUACAGGUGAUAUUCUACAUAUAUGCCAUGAUGAUCCUGCCUCUCAGCUUCAUGAGGUCACUCAGCAGGUUACAUCUCAUCAGUCAUGAAACAGUUAUUGCAUUCAGAGUUUAUUCCCUGUGUCCUCUAGCGUUUAUGGAUUACGUCUAAUCUCUGGAAUUAUCUAAUCGCUGCCAAAAGUCGAGUACUGAACCGUAUUUAAGUCUUUAUCUUCCAUAAUGUGACGCGUUUGAAUAUGUGAGCCGGGUGUAGUGACCAGGAGGGUUAGAGACCUCCCCCCCCCCACGCUAGAAAUGUACAUUUGCAGGAAGAGACAGACUGCAACACUUCAUGACGGUAUUGAAACACAGACAUGUGAAAUUGACCACAAAUGCAUUUAAUGUGUGUAGAAGGAUCGCUUGGGGUGCUACACAUGAAAUGAAACGUUACAUUAAAACUGAACGCUGACGAGAACAUGAUGAUGUUACAUACCCCGGAGACGGUAUUGAUUGAAAAUGUUGCAGUUGAUUACAUCACAGUUAAUUCAGCCGACACUUUUGUCCAGAGCGACUUACAAAAAGUGCAAACAAUCGUGAGGUGCAACUCCGAACAGCGAGACUCCUGCAGGUACUCGUGAAGUUUUAUACUAAAGAAAGAUCUGUUGUUUAAACCGUCUGUUGCUAAGUUUAAACGUGUGGCGACUUGUGUCUGCAGGGAGGCAAAGGAGCAGCGACUAAUCUCGUCUGACCCCCCCCCCCUCCCCCCGUCAGCCCCCCCAUCUUAUUCUUCUCCUGUUCAAACCUUCCAGAAACUCUUGUUGUUUCUCAGCCUCCACCCUCCCUCCCCCCCAGCUCUUUUGUCCUCCCCCCACAUGUUGAUUACACUUCUCCUUAAAGCUUCUUUUAUUUUUUAUAAUGAAAAAAAUACAUCAACACAAAUCCCCGAAAGUUGAGCUGCAAUAAAAAAUGAGCCAAAUGAUAAACCUGCUCGAUCUCUGCACAAGCUCUUGGCAGGAGGUGCAGGGAGGCGGGGAGGGGAGGGGAGGGGGAGAGGUGCAGGGAGGCGGGGGCCCCCUCAGGAGAAGCUUGGGGAUCGUGAAGUGGCUGGAAAAACACAUUUCCACAAGAUAGAAUAAUGUUGCUGGUGAAUCAGUGGAGGACUGCGUCUCCUGCAGCCCAACAACAAUCUGGUUCUGUUCAGACAUCUCAGCCGGAACAUGUCUGGACCUACCACUUUAUCAUGUAAUGUUAAACAUGAAUGAACAACUUUACGCACCUCGAGGAAAUCUCAUCUCAAAAUCUACAUGUCAUUUAUUAAACGUGUGUUCAUGUCACUUUAUUACAAACGCUCUCGGAUCACGUUGAGUCGCUCGGACAUCU